Messenger RNA from Knipowitschia caucasica, 486 nucleotides. Lineage: Eukaryota; Metazoa; Chordata; Actinopteri; Gobiiformes; Gobiidae. The record is from the annotation of a GenBank genome assembly.
AUGGCGGAGGGUCGUAAGAGAAAGACCGUGUUCGAGGUUUAUCAGAACAAGAGGAAAGCUUCAGAAGAAAGGAACAAAACCAGAGUGUUUCUGGGAGAUUCUUUCACUCGGUGGAGGGCGCUGAAGGCUCAGGCCGGACUUCCCACGGACGCUGCUGUCGCCAAGUUUCUCCUGGACCGGGUUGUCCCUGAUUUCAUCACUGUGCGAGUGAAGGAAGAGCCCUUUGAUCCAACGGAAGAGCCCUUUGAUCCAUCAGACGAGCCCUUUGAGCCAAAACAAGAGCCUUUGGAGCCAAAAGCAGAGGAGCCACAGGGAGACGCAGACUCCUCUGCCUCUAAUGAAGACUGGAGAUCUGUCGUGAGGAGUGAUGAAGACCGUGGGGAGUCGCACCAGUUGUCUUCAGUGGUGUUGGUUCAACGCAUCAGCUCUCGGGAAGAAGGAUCGAAGCUUCACUUUGAGACUGAGGACGUUCCUGGGAUAUUGUAA